Messenger RNA from Lycium barbarum (goji berry), 1560 nucleotides. RefSeq lists its product as uncharacterized. The transcript has 4 exons. Lineage: Eukaryota; Viridiplantae; Streptophyta; Magnoliopsida; Solanales; Solanaceae. The record is from RefSeq and is a predicted model, not a curated record. The coding region runs from base 1 to 1560 and encodes 519 amino acids.
AUGGAAUUAUAUUUGAUUCAAUAUGGUGGAGAAUGGGAUGUGGAACACACUUACAAGAAUUUCUGUGUUGAUGGUGUGUUUCUCGAUACGCAGUGCGAUUUUAAUGGUAUGAGUUCCGAAGUGAAUAAGGUUCUCAAAGUUGACUCAACUACGACUACGAUCGAAAUAAAAUAUGUUGUGAAAGAGAAUUAUCCGCCGAUAAAGAUAUAUGAUGACCGAACCUUGCUAAUGUAUACGGAACUGAGAAGAAAAAGUUCAAAAUUCACUGAUUUUCCUCUUUGUAUAUCGGUUUGUGAUAAUUCUCAAGGCGGUACAGAUUCAAAUCCGAAUACUAUGCAAUCUAACUUGAAUGUUAUCCAGGAUAUGCCUGAGAUUGACAACCUGGAAACUAUUGAGUUGAUCACUACUGGAAGUGGAGAGGAUAGUGACUAUGUGAUAUUUGCGGAAGAUUCCAUAAUCGACGAUAAUUUUCAUCUGGAUGUGAGUGAAGAGCAACUAUACAAAAAUAAAGAAACACUCAAAAAUGUGAUGAACAAUUAUGCCGUCCGAAAUGAUUUUCAGUUCAAAGUCAUACGGUCAAGCACGACAAGAUAUUAUAUUGCAUGUGUGGAUGAUCAGUGUGAUUGGAGUUUAAAGUCAUCAAGCCUUCAUACAUCAAAAAUAUUCAAGGUGAGGGAGUUUAAUGAUGUUCACUUAGUUUAUACUCCUAGAGAUAUUCAGCGGGACAUGAAAAGGGAAUUAGGAGUUGAUUUUAACUACAUGAAGGCUUGGAGGUCGAGAGAAAAGGCACUUGAAUUAUUGAGAUGUAAACCAAGCGAUUCAUAUCAAAAACUUCCGAAAUACUUCUAUAUGUUGACUCAAUCAAAUCCUGGAUCAGUGGUAAAUUUGGUAAAGUCAGAGGACGGACGAUUCUUGUAUGGUUAUGUUGCAUUGUACGGAUCAAUUAAAGGGUGGGAGUACUGCAGGCCUGUUUUACUCGUUGAUGGUAGUUUUCUGAAAUCUACACACAGGGGGACCAUAUUAACAGCUUGCACGCAGGAUGCAGCGGGUAAAAUAUUCCCGCUAGCGCAUGCAAUUGUUGAUUCGGAGACUAAUGAGUCAUGGGAGUGGUUCUUCCAAAAUUUACGACAAACAUUUGGGUCAAGGGAAGGGCUGUGCAUUGUAUCUGACCGACACGAAAGCAUCUUGAGGGCCACUAAGGUAGUGUAUCCGGGUGUACCUCACUGUGUAUGCAUAUACCAUUUGUGGAACAACAUAAAGACGAAUUUUAAGAAAAGGCAGAAGCAGCUAAAGGAUGUAUUUUUCGCUAUGGCUAAAGCAUACACGGUGGCGGAAUUCGAUCAACACAUGUCAGAAGUCAAUAAGAUUGAUAACAGAGUGAAAGACUAUUUAUUCGAUAUUGGAUAUCAUAGAUGGUCCUUAGCACAUUCCAGUGUGAAAAGAUACAAAGUGAUGACUUCUAAUAUUGCAGAGUCCAUGAAUGCAUCGAAUAAAGAUGCAAGAGAUCUACCUAUAUAUGAUUUGUUGGAUUAUGUGAUGAAUAAUAUUGUGGCGAGUUGA